Heterostelium album PN500 is the source of this 744-nucleotide messenger RNA. RefSeq names its product GNAT family N-acetyltransferase. The transcript has a single exon. Gene Ontology annotation, molecular function: protein N-terminal-serine acetyltransferase activity; protein-N-terminal-alanine acetyltransferase activity. The record is from RefSeq and is a predicted model, not a curated record. Bases 1 to 744 code for a protein of 247 amino acids. NCBI's taxonomy places the organism in Eukaryota, Evosea, Eumycetozoa, Acytosteliales, Acytosteliaceae.
AUGAAAAAUUUUGAAAAAACACAAACGAAUGAAUUGGGUCAAAUCGUUGGUGCAGCUGUCACUGAUAAUACACCAGUAAUCUAUAAGCAAGCAGAUUUAACUGGAGAGAAUGUACGUUUGAUUUCAGUAUCAAAUGAAAUAUUGACGGAAGAACUCGUCACCAAACUCUAUCAAACUGUUCAAUCGGAGCCAAACACUGGAUGUUGGACCUACCUACCUUAUACACCACCUACCAGUCAAGAGGAUUUGAACAAUCGUUUGAACAAUCGUUUUGGUUUCACUUUUUCCGAGCCUUCAUAUCUCUACAUCAUCGAAAACAAAGGAGAGUACUUGGGAUGGCUAGCAUUGAUCAAUCAGAGAUCGAAAGAACGUUCGAUCGAAGUUGGCAACGUUUACUUCUCACACAAACUAAGACAGACCAAGACAGCCACCGAAACACUCUAUCUCAUUUUAAAGAGCUGUUUCGAUCAAAAGUUUAGAAGAGUCGAAUGGAAGUGCGAUGGUUUGAAUCUUGCAUCGAGACGUGCUGCCGAACGUUUCGGUUUCGUUUUCGAAGGAGAAUUCAGACAAGACAGAAUGACCAAAGGUAGAAAUAGAAACACUCAAUGGCUUUCCAUUUUAGAUGAAGAAUGGACAAACGCUGAAAAAGCAUAUAUUUCUUGGUUAAGAGUAGAUAAUUUUGAUGAAAAUGGAAAUCAAAAACAAAAAUUAUCAGAUUUAAUGUAUUCUUCAAGAGAUGAUUAA